Molecule: messenger RNA, 5684 nt
Organism: Lytechinus pictus (painted urchin)
Lineage: Eukaryota; Metazoa; Echinodermata; Echinoidea; Temnopleuroida; Toxopneustidae
Product: CMP-N-acetylneuraminate-poly-alpha-2,8-sialyltransferase-like
Exons: 8
Coding region: 236-1474 (412 amino acids)
Biological process (GO): oligosaccharide metabolic process; N-glycan processing
Molecular function (GO): alpha-N-acetylneuraminate alpha-2,8-sialyltransferase activity
Source: RefSeq, a predicted model, not a curated record
AGUUACAGGCCUAUAAACCUGUCCGUGUCAUGCGAUCGAUGGCUUCUCUAGUUCUGUCUCCGCGCGCUCUACAAAGUAUUACAAUGAUCGAUUGGUGCAGAGAAUUCUGACAGUGCCUUACUCUUGGUAUUCGUCAUUUCAUCCAAAAGGGAAGAAAAAGCAGGAUAUUCAUUUUUUUCGACUUUUUUGUCAUCGUUUAUCAUUUAAUUCGUGAAAGUGAAGAUAAAAUUUUACCAUGUUUGGGGAAAUUUUAUUAAAUGGUGACACAGGAUCCAACAUGUCGUCAUCUACUGCGUAUAGAUGGUUCGCUCAAAGAUUAUCUGCCGGAGUGUGCCGACUUCCGACAACGUUUCGACGUCGCCUCCACUCUCGACAACUCGUCAUCAUAUUCGUUAUUAUGAUUUUGCUCCUCCAUCUGUUAUCAACGAUCUCUAACACGAAACGACCACGGAGGAGUAUACCCCAGUCUGUUACGUCACACUUUCUAUUUGAAGGCAUGCAUGGGAAUGAAUACAAAAACUUUACAGAGCACAUUUGGCUUUUCAACAACAGUGAUGCAGAAAGGAUAUAUCUGUAUACAAACCUUCUUCAAAAACAUCACUGGAAGACCAAUCCACAAUAUCUCGAUAGUUUUAGACAAGAACUUAACGCAGAAACCAAUAUGAGUACGGACCGGGAUCUUAUACUGACUCAAACCAAUGUUAAGCUUAAUCAAGAGUUACUAUGUUAUGUCGUCACUAAAAGAACAUUCUGGAAGCAACCUAAUUUCGUGGUUACCGAGAACUUCAUUUCGACAUUACCGAAGGAAUCCCCAUUUAAAGGUCGUCGCUACCAGAAGUGCGCUAUCGUAGGAAAUAGUGGAUCUUUACAGAAUAGUAAAUGUGGUUCACAAAUAGACAGCAUGGACUUCGUAUUUAGAUGUAAUGGAGCACCCAUAGAAGCCUUUAUGCAGGAUGCUGGAAAGCGAACAGACUUUGUUACUUUCAACCCGAGUAUAUUAUUUAAAAAUUUUGGCGGACUCACAAAUGAAAGUGCGAUAGCAUCUUAUAUCGACUUCAUGGUCCAGUACAACAGUGUGAUAUGGUAUCCAUGCUUCGGCGCCAGGCAUCUCGUUGAGCCGUGUCUAAAAGCGAUGAGCUAUCGUGAUCAAAUCGAUUCGCAACUCGUGAUUGGCCAUCCCUCACAUUACGUCAGCAUGUGGGAGUUCUGGAAGAGGCGUGGAUUAAAGAAAAAGCCUUCAACAGGUUUUUUUCUGAUUAAUGUCGCUGCUACUAUGUGCAAUGAGAUUCAUUUAUAUGGCUUCUGGCCCUUUCCUGUUGAGCUUCGUGAACGUACAGUCCAUCAAACAGCCUAUCAUUACUUCAAUGAAAUUCCUUUCACAAGCCAUCAUAAUUCAGAUGGAGAGUUUAGAAUUCUAUUACAAAUGCAUAUGCUUGGAACAUUGAACUUGCACACAGGAGCAUGCACGCAAUAAUGUAGAUCGAUGUGUAUCAUGCAAGAUCCUAGACGGGUGACUUUGAGAGUAUUUACAUUCUUACAAACAUGACAAAGGUUAAAUGAAGUUAAAGGCGACGUAGACUUUCUGUAAAAGAUGUAUUACUUGUACACAAUGAUGUAUACCGGUGUGUUGGCUCAUUUGGUAGAGCGUCCGUCUCACAACCGGGAAGUCGUGGGUUCACCAUUUUUAGGUAAGGAUAUACGGAUAUACAUAAAAGAAAAUAGCGCGCGCUUCGCGCCCGCAUUAUGCCGAUGAGAUAUGUAUCAUUUUCAAAAAUUCCUACAAAUAGUCCUUAAAAUUUGUUUCCCAUUUCAGGUAAGUAUAUCAACAAUAUCAGUUCACCAAGUUAGAUAGGCAUCGUACUUCUCCCUUAAGAUAUCAUGAUUACAGGUCUAAAUAUCGCGCUCGCAUUAAUAUUGCUUAGAUAUACAUCAUGUUAAUGAUUAUAAAAAAGUGCUUAGAAUAUUCAGUUCUAAGAUAUUAAUGUUAAAAAAAAAAUUGCUCGCGCUCCGUAUUAGGUUGGUUUAUUUAAAGGACAAGUCCCCCUAAUAAAAAGUCGAUUUGAAUAAAAAGAAACAAUCCAACGAGCAUAGCACUGAAAAUUUCAUCAAAAUCGGAUGUAAAAUAAGAAAGUUAUGAUAUUUUAAAGUUUCGCUUAAUUUCACAAAACAGUUAUAUGCACAUCCUUGUCGGUAUGCAAAUGAGGAGACUGAUGACAUCAACCACUCAAUAUUUAUUUUGUAUUUUAUUAUAUGAAAUACCAGAAUAUUCUAAUUUUCACCUCAUUGUCAAGUGAAACAAAGACUAAUUCCUCUCUAAACAUAUGAAAUUAACAUUAUUUUAAUACUAUAUGGGUCAGUCAAGCUGGCCCUUGUUGUCGAAUCUGUAGAAAAUGAAGAAAAAAAUGUGUAAUUCAGACCAUAAAAAGCAAAAGAAAUAAUGAGUGACAUCAUCGACUCUCUCACUUUCAUGUCACUAAGUUGUGUAUAUAACUGGUUUGUGAAAAAUAAGCGAAACUUUAAAAUGCCAUAACUUUCUUAUUUUACAUCCGAUUUUGAUCAAUUUUUCAGCACUAUGCUAGUUUGAUUCUUCUCUGUUUAUUCAAAUCAACAUUUUUCUGGGAUGGACUUGACCUUUAUUGAGAUACCUAUCAGUCUGUUUAAAUAUUCCUUUUUCAUUGCUUAGUUAGACACGAAUCAUCGUCUUGCAUAAGUCUUUGGUCACAAUCAUGAUCAAGGUCGUUUAGGGUCAAUGAACAUAUUAGGGCCUAUUUUUUCAUCCUACGAAUUGUGUUUUUUGUGAAUGAUUAUUCUAUAGUCGUUUUCAAAGUCAGCAAUGCUGCUAUUGAAUCGCGUAAUGCAGGCGAGACUGCCAGAGGCGCCCCACUUGUAUAAUUAUAUAAUACACUUUGAAAGGGGCGCGAUUUUAGACAUGCUCCGGGUGCCGUUUGUCCCAUAUAGGUACGCCACUGAGGCGAGGUAUUUAAACUUUCUGUAAAAGUUUCAUUACAUGUACACAUUGAUUUUGAUUAUAUUUAAGUGCAGGAAUUAAAGAAAAUCCUUGGAUGGUCGACUUUGAUAGCAUUCACAUUCUUACAAAGGUGGAGUGGGUUAAACGAAACAUUUUAGACUUUCUUUUAACAUGGUUAAAAGAUUUAUUCAAAGGGGCGCAGUCAUCUUUGAUUUUUUUUGCGGGCAUUUAUUUUGGAAAAAUAUGUCAAAAGCCCCCUCCCCCUAACAAUAUAAAGUAAAACAAAAUUUAACAAAUGAAGAAGGAAAAUCGACAUCAAAAUUGGUGCGUUAUCGAUAAUAUGGGUUCGGGUCGGAGGAGGGUGCUCGCUGGAAACAACAAACUUUGCCAUUUCGGUAUUACCAUGUACAAUUUGAUCAUGUUGAUUACGAUUGAUCGCUGAGCCCCUGUUUCAACGGUAGUUCAAUAAUGAGAAAAAUACCAUAGUUAUAACUCCUUAUUGUACUACUUUCAUUGGCAUUUUGUUUAAUAAUUGUUGAUGUUAUGUGAUUGUGUUUUCCGUAUAUUUUCACGUAUAACCCCUUAUUGGAUUACUUUCCGUAUAUUUUUUAUUCAUACUUAUAUAAUUGCUGUUUGUAAUUAUUUCUGUUUAUAUGUAUCAUUGAUGUUUUUUUAUGUCGUUUCAUUUAUGAAAUUGAAAUGCAAUGUGUAUGUUUGAACAUUUUUGUAGAAUCCUAAAAAUUCAUUUAUGUAAUUGGAAAAAAAAUUGUCGUGAAGUAGCCUUUUUUUCGAUGAAACAGUUGCAAGGGUGUGGUCAGUCAGUCACGGAUGGAAAUUUAAAACAAAUUACAACUUUAACGGCCUGUAGAUAUUAAAGGUCAAGUCCACCCCAGAGAAGUGUUGAUUUGAAUAAAUAAAGAAAAUUCAAACUGGCAUAACGUUAAAAAUUUCAUCAAAAUCGGAUGUAAAAUAAGAUAGUUAUGACAUUUUGAAGCUUCGCUUAUUUUUAAUAAAACAGCUAGUGAUAUGCAAAUGAGAGAGUCGAUGAUGUCACCCUCUCACUAUUUCUUUUUUUUUUCAAUUGUUUGAAUUAUACUAUAUUUCAUUUUUUUACAGUUUUGACAGUAAGGACCAACUUGAGUACUUGACAGAACUAUAAAGUAUUAAACAAGGCUAAUUAAAAUUAAAAUAUUUCAUAUUUCAUUUGAUAAAAUACAAAAUAAAUAGUGAGUGGAUGACGUCAUCAGUCUCCUCAUUUGCAUACCGACCAGGAUGUGCAUAUAACUGUUUUGUGAAAUUGAGCGAAACUAUGACUCUACGUAUCUUCCUUAUUUUACAUCCUAUUUUGAUGAAAUUUUCAAUGUUAUGCUUGUUGCGUUUUUCUCUUUUUAUUCAAAUCAACUUUCAGUUGGGAUGGACUUUUCCUUUAAGUGAUAGAGAAACUUGGUAUUUUUUCUAAGAAAUAAUUGAGCUUGGUCUUCAUGGUUCCUAUUCAGACAGGUUUAUGUUAAAGGGAUGGUCCGGGCUGAAAGUAUUUAUAGCUUAAUAAAUAGAGCAGAAUUCACUGAGCAAAAUGCUGAAAAUUUCACAUCCCCACUUGUUCUUUUGUAUUUUAUUAUAUGACAUUAGGUUUAUUCAAUUUUUUUCCUCCAAGAACUAGAAAAAUUGGAUUGAAAACUGAUUUAGUGCAUUAGUUAUUUAUUGCUGCAACUUAUUUCAUUUUAAGGGAGACAUAUUAUUCACAAAAGUAUGAAAUAAGGAAAAAAUUAUGAUUUUAUGUAAUAACAUAAGAAAACGGAAAGUGGAGAUGUAACAUCAUCAGUCCACCUAAUGAAUAUUCAUGACGACUGUUUUCACAAAAUAUUGCUAAACUUUAAACUUCAAUAACUUUAUUAUUUGUCAUCCGAUUUUGAUGAAAUUUUCGGCAUUUUGCUCAGUGAAAUCUACCCUAUGUAUUAAGAUAUAAAUAUUUUCAGCCCGGACCAUUAAUUAUACUACAUGCAUAUUAUUGGAAUUGAAAUUUUAAAUGGUUAAUAACGAAAUAUUGAUUAUCCACAUUUAAAACCUUUUUUGAGGCAAUACAGUAACUUUUUUAAUAAGUAUGCAUCUAUUAUUGGAGUGAAAAUUUAUGAAUUAUUUGAAAUGAAAUAUUGAUUACACACAUGUAUUUAAAUCUUUUUGGAGACAAUACAGUAAUUUUUUAGGAAUUAUGUUAAUACUUCAUUCUUGUAUUGGAAUGAAAUUGGGAAAUGCUAAACUGCUUGUAAUGAAAUGAAAUGUUGAUUUCACACAUCUAAUUUAAUUCUUUUUGACAGCAAAACAGUAAAGCUUGUAGGAUUUUACAUGCUAAUGCUUUAUUAUUGGAAUGAAAAUUUUAAACUGUAAUGAAAUGCUGAUAACACACAUGUAUUUUAUACUUUUUUGGAGGCAAUACAGUGAUUUUUUUUUUACUGAAUUUUUCAAGUGUUGUCAUCUUUCGUCAAAUGGAAGCUUUAUACAUGUAUAUACAUGUAUUAUUUGUUUGUACCAGUCUUUAUGUAAACGGGUAUUUACUUUCACUGUAUAUAAUUCUUAUGAAUGUAUUAAUGGUUUUAUAUGUUUAAUAUGACAUUUUUCUAAGUUUAUUGACUUGAACUUGUAAACAAAACAAAUUUCCAAUAUGGAUAAAUAAAGACGAACCUGAACUUAUUGUCAGGGACGAACGAGAUAGAAAUUA